Messenger RNA from Phlebotomus papatasi, 7199 nucleotides. RefSeq names its product potassium channel subfamily T member 2 (gene SLO2). The record is from RefSeq and is a predicted model, not a curated record. Gene Ontology annotation, molecular function: intracellular sodium-activated potassium channel activity. Bases 1651 to 6033 code for a protein of 1460 amino acids. Gene Ontology annotation, biological process: potassium ion transport. The transcript is spliced from 24 exons. Lineage: Eukaryota; Metazoa; Arthropoda; Insecta; Diptera; Psychodidae. Gene Ontology annotation, cellular component: membrane.
GAUAUUAAACUAUUUUAAAGUGUUCUGAAUUUGCAAAUGGAACAAGAGAAACAUUAAUUGAAAAGCAGAGAAGAAUCUGCAGAGAAGUGUCUGUGUGAAGUGAAAGCUUUCGGUGAGCUUUAUUAAGUCCUGCAUAAGAGUGUAAAGCUCCUGACCCUUGAAGAUGGAUGAGUUGACAUUUGAGAUAGUCCAUGCAGGAGAGGUGACGGAAGGGUAGUAUACUUCUCAUUGUGAGAGAAUAUGCAGUGUGUCGAUGAUCCUGAGUGAACUCCAUCGGGAGACUCCUCGAGCUCAUCCACAUUGACUCUUCGGCAAGUGAUGUGCCACAAGAGCGCCCCACAAUGGCGUGCGCUUUCUAUGGCGGGUGCGCUGAACCACGAGCUUUCUCAGAGUGUCAGUUGUACUCGAAACGCCGCAACGAACACAUCACACUAUAUUAAAUCGCCCCACGAAAUCACAGUUCAAACUCGUGUUUGUCUCUCAAAGAGCACCACCUUCAUGUCAUCAUCUCUUAAUCUGCAUCAUCCCCUUGUUUGAGUUGAUUUGAGAAUAUAUUUCAGUGGCACAAAUUUCACCAUUGAACACAUGAAGAAUAUUUGCGGCAUAUAUUCUUGAAGCGAAAUAUUUAGUGAUGCUCUUUGCAUAGUAAAAGUUUAAAGAAGCUGAAAGUGUGGUGUUUUUAUUCCCUUAAUCACGUGGGAUAUAUAGAUUGGAUAUUUUUCCAGUCAUUUAUGCAAUGAGAGGAAUCAUGGAACAUCCAUGAUCUUACUGCAUGAAAUAAAUGAGAAAACAAUUGCGGAACAUCAAUUGGAAAUUGCAAGAAAUUGAAUAAGAAUUUUUCAACGUAACUUCAAGAUUACAAAAGGGAUUCAGCUUUACAACAAAUUUCCAUAUAUUUAUCAACGGAUAACGGAUCGGACCAAGCUUUUUGAUAUAACAAUUUAUAUUUGAUAAAAAAAAAGAAAAACGUCUCCAAUAAUAAUUGUGACACUUUGAAGGACAAAUCUUUGGCUUUAAUCACUACUACUUCUUUUUAAAUAUCGACAAGAAAAAAUUACGGUACCCAUAAAACAUUGCGUAAAUUAUCGACCAAGGAAACUCCAGAGCUUAUGAAUUUUUUAUUGAGACAUAAAGAAAAUAUAAACACAACAAAAUUGAGUUCAAUAAAUUAAAGUGAGUUUUAUAUAAAAAAAAGAAACUUCUAUAAAGAAAAAAAAAGUUCUCCCAGAAAUUGUGAGAUUUGUGAAAAGAAAGUCAAUUAAAUAAUCCUCAAAUGCCAAGUGUGUGUGAUGUUUUUUAAUGAGAAGAGUGCUAGAAAAUAUUUAUUUUAAUGCGAAAAUAUAUUUCGAAGUUAUAUAGAAUGAUUUAUAGUGAAAAUAUACACAAUUAAAACCUGUGAAAAAUUACAUGGUACUGUGACUUCUAUAGUGCUAAAUUAACAUGUUGAAUGAUUGAAAAUGAAUUGUGUAAAAAAUUGCACACAGUAUUAAACAGUUAUUGUGUGCAACGAGCUGAGAAGGAAAAUAUUCUCUGGAAAAUUUAAUCAUCGAGAUAUCCCACAAGAAAAAAAACGGAAUUGUACGCUAUAGGACAAGAAGCGUAUACUCGGAAAAUUUAAUUCAUCUUGUUCAAUAAAACAUCCCUGCAAGGAUGUCGAUGUUCUUCUUCCGUCUACACAACCUCCAGCGCGAGGAGGAGAACAAGAAGAAACGGAAAGCCGCACAGCGUCAAAGGCAGCGUCGGGGGGCAAAAGUCUUCCGUGGUGUGAAUAAUAUGGAUGGACAUCUAACUUUGGCACCGUCUCGACUCUUCGAGAGAACGCCAAUGAGUCCAUCAGACAGUCUCGAUGAAAUAGCUCUGCAAAUUCCCAGAGUACGAGUUGAAUAUUACGUCAAUGAAAAUACAUUUAAGGAAAGACUGCAACUUUAUUUUAUUAAGAAUCAGAGAUCAAGUCUACGUAUUAGGAUCGCAAAUUUAUUUUUUAAAUUAUUAACCUGUGUGCUGUAUAUAGUUAGAGUAAUCGCAGACCUGGAUCCCACAUUUGCAACUUGUCACGGCUGCCCCGUGGAGAACAAGACGGAAUUUCUUGCGUCGGCUGAUCUCACGGAGGAGCAAUUCCAGGAGAAUCCUAUCAUCAACUGGGAUGCGAUUCUGUGGGUUAAUCGACCAACUGAGCUGUGGGCUGUGCAAUUUGUUCUGGCGAUUGUGUCUCUGACGGAGGCCUUGCUCCUAACAUAUCUGGGUUAUAAGGGAAACAUAUGGCAACAAAUACUAUCGUUUCACUUCAUCCUCGAAUUGGUCACGACAAUUCCAUUUGCACUCACGAUUUUGUGGCCCCCACUACGAAAUCUCUUCAUUCCUGUGUUCCUCAAUUGUUGGCUGGCGAAGAGGUCCCUCGAGAAUAUGUUUAAUGAUCUUCAUCGAGCCAUGCAGAAGUCACAAUCAGCACUCUCACAACAAUUGACAAUACUCAGUGCGACACUUUUGUGUCUCGUCUUCACCAGUGUUUGCGGAAUUCAGCACUUUCAACGAGCCGGUCAUCGUCAUUUAAAUUUGUUUCAAAGUACAUAUUACGUGGUGGUGACUUUUUCCACAGUAGGAUAUGGAGAUUUUGUACCAGAUAUCUGGCCGUCGCAAUUGUACAUGGUGAUAAUGAUAUGUGUAGCACUCAUCGUACUACCCACUCAGCUAUCUCAAUUCCGCGCUCUCAAGUUCGAGCAAUUGGCCUUCACGUGGAUGGAACGCCAAAAACUUGGUGGCAGCUAUUCAUCUCAUCGGGCUCAGAGUGAGAAGCACGUGGUAGUGUGUUCUACUACCCUGCAUGCAGAUACCAUCAUGGACUUCCUCAACGAGUUCUAUGCCCAUCCCCUCUUGCAGGACUAUUAUGUAGUUCUGCUAAGUCCAAUGGAACUGGAUACUACCAUGCGGAUGAUUCUACAAGUGCCAAUAUGGGCACAACGAGUGAUUUAUAUUCAGGGAUCCUGCCUCAAAGAUGGAGACUUGGCACGGGCUCGCAUGAACGAAGCUGAAGCUUGUUUUAUUCUUGCAGCGCGAAACUAUGCUGAUAAGACAGCAGCGGAUGAACACACGAUCCUACGGUCGUGGGCAGUUAAAGAUUUUGCGCCUAGUGUUCCACAGUACGUGCAAAUAUUUCGGCCUGAACAUAAACUCCAUGUGAAAUUUGCUGAACAUGUUGUGUGUGAAGAUGAAUUCAAAUACGCUCUACUCGCCAAUAACUGCACAUGCCCAGGUGCCAGUACUCUUGUUACUCUACUACUGCACACCUCCCGCGGACAGGAGGGCCAGCAGAGUCCUGAGGAGUGGCACAGACUCUAUGGAAAGUGCUCUGGCAAUGAAAUUUAUCACAUUGUGUUGGGCGACAGUCGUUUCUUCGGUGAGUACGAGGGCAAGAGCUUCACCUACGCAAGCUUUCACUCUCACCGGAAGUACGGAGUGGCGCUUGUGGGUGUACGGCCAGCGGAAUUGCCUGAAUUCUACGAAGAUACCAUCCUCCUAAACCCUGGCCCAAGGCAUAUCAUGAAGAAGGAUGACACCUGCUACUACAUGAGUAUUACUAAGGAGGAGAACUCUGCCUUUGUUGUCAAUCAAAAUCAGAACAGUGGCUUAGAACCUGCGAAAGAGGCUAUUGCCAGUACGGAAAAUAAUCCACAUUCGGCAAUCUCCAUAUCGGAAUCUAAAUUAAAUCUCAAGGAGGCAGCAACUCCUUCCUCAGCGACUACGACAAUGUUAGGACAAUCUUCGGCAAUGACUACGACAACGGGAAAUCACCUAGAAUUACCACAACAGAGUAAUCCUAAUCUUCUCAGUCCAGAUGUGCUCAAUCAGCGAAGAGGAAGUCGUCGACCGUCAAUUCUUCCGGUGCCUGACAUGUUCACUUCCUCAUCCUUCAGUAUCAGCGGCAAUGAAGACGGAGACGAAGCUGAGAGUGAAGACGAAUUAGAUGAUGAUGUCCCCUGGAGAUCACCAUCCGAGAAGAUAGCGAUCGUCAAGGGGUUCCCACCUGUUUCACCAUUUAUCGGAGUGAGUCCAACACUAUGCUAUCUGCUCAAGGAGAAGAAACCACUGUGUUGUCUCCAAUUGGCUCAAGUCUGUGAACACUGUAGUUAUCGAAAUGCAAAGGAGUAUCAGUGGCAAAAUAAGACAAUCAUCUUGGCGGCAGAUUAUGCCUCGAAUGGCAUUUAUAAUUUCAUUAUACCACUAAGAGCACAUUUUAGGUCGAAGACCUCUCUUAAUCCAAUCAUUUUACUCCUUGAAAGAAGGCCCGAUGUAGCGUUUUUGGAUGCAAUUUCGUAUUUUCCAUUGGUGUACUGGAUGCUGGGAUCAAUUGAUUGCCUCGAUGAUUUAUUGAGAGCUGGAAUAAAUUUGGCCGAAAAUGUGGUGGUGGUCAAUAAAGAGCUCUCCAAUUCCGCCGAAGAGGACACUCUGGCCGACUGCAACACAAUCGUGGCAGUACAAACAAUGUUCAAAUUCUUUCCCAGCAUCCGAAGCAUCACGGAGCUGUCGCAAAGCUCCAAUAUGCGCUUCAUGCAGUUCAGAGCGCACGACAAAUAUGCCCUUCAUCUGAGUAAAAUGGAAAAGAGGGAGAAAGAACGUGGUUCCCACAUCUCCUACAUGUUUCGCCUUCCAUUUGCCGCUGGGGCUGUUUUUAGUGCUUCAAUGUUAGAUACAUUGCUGUAUCAGGCCUUUGUAAAGGACUAUGUGAUCACAUUUGUUCGACUCCUUCUGGGAAUUGACCAAGCUCCUGGCAGUGGAUUUUUAACUUCGAUAAAAAUCACAAAAGAAGAAAUGUGGAUUCGCACGUAUGGUCGUCUGUAUCAGAAGCUGUGUUCAACCACAUGUGAAAUUCCCAUUGGAAUUUAUCGAACACAGGAUACAUCGGCCUCAGAAUCUCAUGUGAGUAGCUCACCAGUUGCAGAUAAAUGGAGACCAUUUGGAUCGUUUGGAAUGAAAAAUUGCGUGCGAAUGCGACCGUCGUAUGAUGAGGAAUCUGCAACUCCGGGAUCAUCAACAACAAAGGGUACAGCAGAAGCUGGUCUCCGUGGGGUGACUUAUCGCCCCCCGCCACUUCAUAAGUCUACUUCCUGCCUGGGCGGCUGCUCAGAUCGACGUGGUUCUGCUUACUCUCUAAACUUAGCCGAUGAAGCUCGAGAUAAUCAUGCACAACAAAUCGAAAGGGCAGAAAUUGCUAAUCUUGUGCGGAGUCGGAUGGAAUCACUCAAUCUACCUGGUGCUGAUUAUGAUGACGUUAGUGAGAAACGCAAUCACCUAUCCUACGUUAUCAUCAAUCCGAGCUGUGAUCUCAAACUCGAAGAGGGUGACAUUGUAUACCUGGUGCGACCAUCACCCUUCUCUGCCCAGAAGACAUUUGAGCGCCACAACUCACGUCGCAAAUCCAAUAUAUCCUUUUGCUCCAAUUUGGCUGCUGCUGCGGCUGCUGUAGCGGCCAGUGGCUCCCGACGUGGUUCCGGAAUCGGCCUCAAUACCUUGGGCGGUGUCCAGUCAAUGUCCGGGUAUGCUUCACCUCGUGCUCCGCCUUUAGUAACAACCAAAUCCAAUUCACUUUCAUUACCUGACAGCCCUACAGUCGUUGGACAGCAGCGUGGACGCAGCAAUUCUCUUCGGAUUGACAAUGACAUUCUACUGAGAAGAUCAAGCUCCCUGCGUCAGGGACUGCCCAACGUUGGUAUCCAGGGUAGGAGGAAAUCCUCUCUGGAGGAAAUAGGCAUCAGUCACUUCACAACUCUCAUGCAGGCCACAAAUCACAGUAAUCCCAUCAAGAUUGCCCUCAAUGGCAGCAUUGGGCUUGAGGUUAGUAUAAAGGUUACUCCUCCUGAAGAGCCAUUACCUGUUCUUGGUGUUCCUUGCAUGAGUGGUGGUGGUGUAAAUCCAUCUGGUCUUGGCUCAGCUUUAGGCAUAAAUACUCUGGGUGACACAACACCGAGCCCACUCUCUGUACCACAAUCAGAAUCUGCAUCAGCUAGUCCGCAGCAUCUGCAGGGGACGAUUGUAUGACCUUCGCCUAAUCCCUCACACAGUUACAACAUUAUGUGGGGCCGCCGGCUGCGCUCUGCAGUGCAGAAGAACAAAUGGAUCUAAAAGAAUGAUCACAGUGCAGACCGGCGGCAAAAUCUCAAGGGAUGCUUGUGAUGCUCUCCCUCAAACCGACAGAUCAAUAAAAAUGAUAAUGGUAUCAGUACGAAAACGUAAGAUUUCACUAAAAGGUAAAAAUAGAAAACUAAAUACUAAAAGUAGUAUAAAUGAAAAAAAAAUGCAAAUGAAGCUAAUAUUCAAUGAAUAUUAGUGUUAAUAGAAAUGUGUUUUGGGAACAAUUUGUAGCAAUUUAGAUGCAAAUAAAAUUGAUACAGAAACAUGUGAAUAAAGUUGAUGAAUCAGAGUGAAUAAGAAAUGUUAAAUUUUCCUAAAUCCUAUUGAUAGCACAUCAUUUUAAUAAAUAUGAAAUAUUUACCAAAAAAAGAUCUUCAUCACAGAGAUAUUUUUCAUAUCCACGCAGGAAGAAAAACUUAAUGGAACAAAAAUUGAGGUAGUUUGAAAAAAAAAGUAUUUAACUAAUUGAGAAUAAUAAAGGAAUAUAGAAAGAAUUGACCCAAGAAAUUAUAAAUAAAAAUCUCGAGGAAAAGAUGUAAAUAAUGCAUAACAAAAAUAAUAAUUUGCUGCCUUUUUUGGUUUUUUAUCAAUUAUUAUAUAUAUUUUCCUGAAGAUUAUUAUCUUUGUGUAUUCUUUCCGUCUCAAUAGUAAAUUCACAAUUUUAGUUAUUUAAUGAAGGACAUUAGGCUUAUUUUAACUAUAAAUCCAUGAAUUUGCUGCCUAUUAAAUUCCUCUUUAAAGGCAUGAGUACCAAAAUAUUGUGUAAAUUGGGAAAUAUUUAAAGUAUUUGUAAUUUAAAGGAAUAUUUUAACAUAAAGAGCUAAAUUAGUUUAAAAUGAAAAGACAAAAAAAGAUCAUCGACUGACCAUUAAAAAUUAAAGUCAGUAACGCUUUGGUAUACUGUGAACGCUUUACUAACUUACGAUAUGUGACACGCAGAAAAGAAUUGUGAAAAUGCAUGAGAAUUAUAGAAAAAAGGAAAAAAAGCAACAAAAUAAGAAUUAUCAAAAAAAAACUGAAUUGUGUAAGAAAUAUAAUUAUCAAAUAUAAAGAAAAAAUGAAUCACUAAAAUC